ACAACAUGGCGUCCGGUAGGACGAGACCAAACAUUUUGGUGACCGGAACUCCAGGAACAGGAAAAACAGUGACAGCAAGUACGCUAGCAGAAAGAACAGCUCUGAAUUACAUUAAUGUGGGUGAUUUGGCCAAAGAAAAACACCUAUACGAAGGAUGGGACGAGCAGUAUGGCUGCCACGUGCUCGACGAAGACAAGGUAGUGGAUGAAUUGGAGGAUCAAAUGUGUGAAGGUGGAAAUAUUGUGGAUUACCAUGGUUGUGAUUUUUUUCCAGAGAGAUGGUUUGACAUUGUAUUUGUGCUUCGCACAAACAACACAACACUUUAUGAAAGACUUGAACAGAAGGGUUACAGUGGAAAAAAGCUUACCGAAAAUGUGGAGUGCGAAAUAUUUCAAACAAUACUAGAAGAAGCAAGAGAAAGUUACAGAAAGGAAAUAGUUCAUGAACUGAAAAGUAAUACUCCAGAUGAAAUGGAAACAAAUUUGGAUCAAAUUGAACGAUGGGUUCAACAGAAGGUCCUGUGCACUUUGCAGCCUGAUACCUCUCAACUUGCCUAG
Molecule: messenger RNA, 557 nt
Organism: Orbicella faveolata
Lineage: Eukaryota; Metazoa; Cnidaria; Anthozoa; Scleractinia; Merulinidae
Product: adenylate kinase isoenzyme 6-like
Cellular component (GO): cytoplasm; nucleus
Molecular function (GO): ATP hydrolysis activity; AMP kinase activity; ATP binding
Source: RefSeq, a predicted model, not a curated record